AUGGUUUCAACUCUCCCCUCGAACUGCCACCUGGUCGAUAUUGGCACUCACUCUCUGGCACUCUACACUCAUGGCCCAGAGCCCAGCAGCCCCGCAGAUCCCGUCGUACUGUUCAUCUCCGGUGUGGCAAGCGAUGCCCUCAACUGGCAGGCCGUAGUGCGGCUGCUGAGUCCCUCGAUACGAAGCUACACUUAUGAUCGUUCUGGCUAUCGCAACUCAGAGUGCUCACCUCUCACUCCCACGGCCGAGAACGUUGCCCUGGAGCUAUCUCUUUUGAUUGAAAAGGCGCCCAUCACGAACCCUCUGGUCAUCGUGGGGCACUCUGGGCCGGCGUGCUUUCGCACGAUGCUUGUGGACGCCAACCACGAGACAGCGCCACUGGUGAUGGACGUUAAUGAUCCAAUUCUCUGGACUGUUGCUGCAAGCGUUGAGGCAUACUCUGCCUGGGGUGUAGAGGCAGAGCACAAGCUAACGCAGGAGGAGUGGGACGCGUUCAAGGCUGCGGAAGCAACCGAUAAAUUUAAGCUGAUUGCGGACAAGGAGGAGCUCGAGAACUAUUUGCCGAGCUUUGAGGCGCUAAGGAAAAAAGAGCUGGGUAAGAGACAGCCGCUGCUUGGAGACAAACCUGUUUAUGUGAUUGGGGGCACUCGGAGCAAGGAUUGGAGUGGCUUGUACGAGGCUGGAGUUGCCAAGGGGAACGGGACCGAGGAGCAGAGAAAGCAUGUACAAGAGAUGAUCAGGACUGUAGAUGCAAAGAAUGAGGGUCUCAUGAAGGAGUUCUUGAAGCUCUCUACGAAAGGCGAGCUUGUCUUCGCCGCCAAGAGUGGGCACUUUGUCCAGAUGACCGAGCCAGAAAUUGUCGUGGAUGGAGUUAAAUGGGUCAUUUCGUCCUCUUAG
Messenger RNA from Arthroderma uncinatum, 897 nucleotides. RefSeq names its product alpha/beta-hydrolase. The record is from RefSeq and is a predicted model, not a curated record. The coding region runs from base 1 to 897 and encodes 298 amino acids. The transcript is spliced from 2 exons. NCBI's taxonomy places the organism in Eukaryota, Fungi, Ascomycota, Eurotiomycetes, Onygenales, Arthrodermataceae.